CUAAAACAAAAUUAUUCAAAACCGUCUACAUCGCGUAUAUGUUAUUAUUAUUAUGAUAUCUUACGCGAACGUUUGACGCGUAUACUCGUCAGCAAUUCGUUUUCAAUAGUGUAGCAGGCCACGUCAAAACGGCUCUUGACCAACUAUGAAGUUUUCAAAAAUCAUGAUCGUUCACCGACACCGAAGGAUGAUGGUUUUCAGUAUCAUAGUGGUAGUAUUGGCUCUGAUACUGACGGCCAAGCACGAGAAUUAUGUUCGGUUCAUCAGCAGCGACAUGGAAAAUGCCAAACCACGCGAUGUGUGGGAAUACGUGUCGGACUUUUCUAACGUGAUGAAACUCAAUCCGACCAUAAUGAAAUUCAUAAUAACGCACGAAUCGACAGAUUACAAACAAUGGAACUAUACGGUCGAGUACGAAGAACACUUAUCUCAGAUUCCGUUCGUGAUCAACAAAAUUAUCGGUGAUUUCAUUGUAGACAAAUCGCAUUCGCAACCCGCAAUCAAAUCAACACACCGGACAUGUUUUGCAAAGAUUUAUUGCUUGAACACCAAAUCGGAAAUGAUAUUUGUGGACCUAUCAAAUGGUACCAGGGUCGUGGAGAUGAUCAAGUACGAAUGCCCAUGGUUGUUGACGAAGUUUUGCAUGAAUGAAGUCCUCUAUCAGCGGAAAGAAAUAUUUAGACAACUCCAGACUGUAUUCACGCAUACAAGACAUUAGAAUUAAUUUUAUUAAAAUGUAUAUUACUUACUAUUAUUAAUGUAAUUUUGUUAAGUUAGCUUUUAUUAAAAAAAAAACAUAUAUAUAUAUAUAUAUUUAAUUAUUUAUACUCCAUCUUUAUCGUGAGAAGACAGUGCACCGUUCAUUAUCCCACUAUAGUUUAAUUAAUAGUUCCCGAGAAAUAAAGAUUUUCCCCCACCACUCUUAAACCAGAACAAAAGAACAAAAUUUAAAUUGUUAAUUCUUAUUUUUGACUUUUUUAUUUUUAUUUUAUGUAAGGGAUUAAUAUUCUUUCGACUAGAUCGAAAAGAAUAAUAAUAAUAAAAAAAAAACCGAAUAAUAUUAUUAACGCAUUUUUUUAACGGAGUUUUACUUCUUGCACUACGUAAAGAAUAAAAAUAAAAUAAAAUAUUGUAUUCUGGCGGUAUCUGAAUGCAAAUGAAAGAGCUCGAUUAACAUUAACGUUUUUCUUACAGAUUAACAUUCCAACAAAUACCGCUUUAAUAUAAACAAUAUUUUUUUUUAUAUAGUUUUGUGAUUUGAAGUAUCAGUGUAUAUAUUUUUUUUUUUACAUUAAAAUAUAAUAAUAUUUCUGAACCCAUACCAAUCCCAGUGAAUGACCGUCUACGGCUGAAUGUUUAUGCUAUAUUAAUGCACAGUGCACACAGACAGCCUAAAACGUUUCUCGUUAUUUACAAUAUCAAAUUUUCAUAUUUAAUUCGAAUCAUUUGAAUAAUGUAAAGCGCUUUAUUAUGCUUUUGAACUCGCAAUAAACAUGUGAAAAUAAACAC
Aphis gossypii (cotton aphid) is the source of this 1509-nucleotide messenger RNA. RefSeq lists its product as uncharacterized. Bases 146 to 718 code for a protein of 190 amino acids. The record is from RefSeq and is a predicted model, not a curated record. NCBI's taxonomy places the organism in Eukaryota, Metazoa, Arthropoda, Insecta, Hemiptera, Aphididae. The transcript is spliced from 4 exons.